Molecule: messenger RNA, 748 nt
Organism: Phaeodactylum tricornutum CCAP 1055/1
Lineage: Eukaryota; Bacillariophyta; Bacillariophyceae; Surirellales; Neidiaceae
Exons: 1
Source: RefSeq, a predicted model, not a curated record
AGGCUGGUCAACGCGGCUUUUGAUCUAUCAUUGUAUUCUUCGUCUCAUUGGAGGUCUGACAGGCGGUUUGACGGGGGCUCUCACGGGGGCUCUGACUGGAGGUUUGAUAGGGGCUCUGAUUGGAGGUUUGACAGGGGCUCUGACUGGAGGUUUGACAGGGGCUCUGACUGGAGGUUUGACAGGGGCUCUGACUGGAGGUUUGACAGGGGCUCUGACUGGAGGCUUGAUAGGGGCUCUGACAGGAGGUUUGACAGGGGCUCUGACAGGAGGUUUGACCGGGGCUCUGACGGGAGGUUUGACCGGGGCUCUGACGGGAGGUUUGACAGGGGCUCUGACGGGAGGUUUGACAGGAGGUUUGAUAGGGGCUCUGACGGGAGGUUUGACAGGGGCUCUGACGGGAGGCUUGACCGGGGCUUUCGUUGGAGGUCUGACCGGGGCUUUCGAUGGAGGUCUGACAGGGGCUUUCGUUGGAGGUCUGACAGGGGCUUUCGAUGGAGGGCUGACGGGGACACUUGUUGGGACUAGCGCCGGUCCUUUGGUUAGUGAAAUUGAUUCUUUGGCGGGUCCUAAAGUAGGCUGUUGUGUCGGUGCAAUUACAGGAGGAAUGCUUUCUCCAAGAAGUGCAGUACUCACUAGACUGUUCGAAGAACUCGAUAAAUCUGAUAAACGAUCUGUAGCAGCAUCAGCAACUAUUUUCGAUACCGGCCUGCCUGCCUCCAAGUACAAGGCAGCAACUCCGGCAACGUGA